This is a messenger RNA of Mytilus californianus (California mussel), 821 nucleotides long. RefSeq lists its product as uncharacterized. Gene Ontology annotation, molecular function: hydrolase activity. Bases 39 to 821 code for a protein of 260 amino acids. NCBI's taxonomy places the organism in Eukaryota, Metazoa, Mollusca, Bivalvia, Mytilida, Mytilidae. The record is from RefSeq and is a predicted model, not a curated record. Gene Ontology annotation, cellular component: extracellular region. The transcript is spliced from 8 exons.
CUUGCUCUGGUGGUAAUUUGGUAGGUGCAGCAGCUUGCAUGCAAACACCUAACUUGGAAUCUGUCAGUUCAUUUGAACUUUUGACAUCUUCUGGUGCCUUUCUCGGAAAUGUUGACUCUACAUACCACAUGCGACACGAUAAAGUAUACAUUUUUGCUGGCCAGUCCGACUCCGUUGUUAAACCCGGAAAUGGACCAAACAUACAACGUUAUUACAACCAUUACACGUUACAUUCUAAUGUGAAAACAGUAUUCAAUAUAAAUGCAGAACAUUGUCAGCCGACUGACAAUUAUGGAGGGACAUGUAACGUUCUAUCAAAAAGCAAUUAUCUGAACAACUGUGGAUAUAACGCUGCUUUUGAACUUCUUAACUGGAUAUAUGGCGACCUAAAGAUACCAGAAGCAGGGAAACCGUUAACUGGACAGUUGAAGACCUUUGACCAGUCAACAUUUUUCCACCUAUCUGUACCGAUAACAUACAGUUUUGACAAUAAUGGAUAUAUUUAUGUUCCUUCUGAUUGUGCAGACAAACAAACAAAAUGCAAACUUCACAUUGCACUUCAUGGAUGUCAACAAGGAAGACAUUUUAUUAAUGACGAAUAUGUGAAGCACGCCGGAUACAAUGAAGUCGGAGAAGCGAAUAAUAUCAUCAUAUUGUAUCCACAGAUUACACCGAUUCCAACUAAUCUAAAUGGUUGCUGGGACUGGUUUGGUUACACUGGCGCAUAUUUUGCUACGAAAAGUGGGUUUCAAAUCACAGCGUUGGACAGAAUGCGACGACAGGUUAUUGGACAGUUAAUACUGCGUUUGAAAGUAACAUAA